Molecule: messenger RNA, 1187 nt
Organism: Nasonia vitripennis (jewel wasp)
Lineage: Eukaryota; Metazoa; Arthropoda; Insecta; Hymenoptera; Pteromalidae
Exons: 6
Coding region: 1-741 (246 amino acids)
Source: RefSeq, a predicted model, not a curated record
AUGGCAAAUUAUACAGAGAAAAUUACUUUUUAUGACCCCGCAACGCACGAAAACAUUAUUCUUCGUGUAACUGAAGAGACUGCUAGAAGGGCUAAAGAAGAUUUGUUGUUUGCAACCAAAUUAUUAGAAGAAUACAAAGCUGCUGUUGUUAAACAGUCAGAAAAUGCAGUGUUGACAAAUUUCACAAAAGAUGAUGUUUCUGCGAUUGCUAGUAGUAGUCAAUUAGUACCAAAUAACAAUGAGAAAACUGGAAUGCCUUUAAAUCGCACUAAAUUGAUACCUCUGCAAUUGUUUGAAGAAGACGCCGGUAUCAUGUAUACCCUACAACUAUCUCCUGAUCUACAUAGUCGUGCUGUGAAUGACAUAAUCUUUGCCCAGAAAUUACUAAAUGAUUAUAAGAAAAGUCAAAAUAACAAGCCUUUACCAUUGCUAAAUCAGGAAUCGUAUGAGGAGAAAUUGGAAUAUGAAAUGAAUUAUGAGGAUUUAGAAAACAUAGAAAAAAAUGACGUUAAGGAAAAUGAAUCUACAGAGAAUACCAAACAAAAUAGCGCUUAUAAAUGGAACGAAAAAGAUGGUAAAUUAUUACUUGCCUUUUACAAAGAAAGUCAAGAGAAAUUUGAUAAUGGGAGUUUAACAAGCAAAAAAUUUUACACAAACAUAGUUAACAAACUCAAGGAGAAAGGUUAUACUGUUACAAUGAAACAAUGCAUCACCAAAAUGGAUUGUUUUAAACGGUCAUAAAAAAGUUAAGGACCACAACGCACAGUCAGGCAAUGAACCUAGAUCUUGUGAAUUCUUCGAUUUAUUAGAUGAAAUGUUUCACAAAAAGCCUUGGAUUAAGCCUCUAUCAAAUGCUGGAUCAAACAUUCCAAUGGGUAAUAUGGAUGAAGCUGAUGAUGACAAACCUGAAAAUAAACGUCGCAGAGUUAGUAAUGAGACUGAGCAAGCAAAAUAUUUUAAGCAAUGUUUAGAGGAGAAGCGAUUAAAAAGGGAGGCUCAGACUCGCUACAUGGAAGAAAAACUUACGAUUUUGAGAGAUAUUGCAAAUAAGUUUACUAAAAAAAUGAAUAAGUCUAGUUUAAAGACUGAUUACAAAGAUUACGAUUUUGAGAGAUAUCGCAAAUAAGUUUCCUAAAAAAAUGAAUAAGUCUAGUUUGAAGACUGAUUACAAAGAUUAUUCGAAAAAA